AGACACAGUAUAGAAUAAAUGAUGCGUAACAAAAUAUUUAUAACUAGACUAUUCUAAGCCAAUAACAGAAGAAACUUGGGCACUGGAAUAUGUGAGUGAGUUGAAAAAACGCCGAACUUCCACAGCCAGUACUAAUUAGACCCCCUUGCGUCAAAUGUUGUUGAAUUGUAUCCCUUCAUUUGAAAGAUAAAUCUCCUUUAAAAAUGCAACUACGACCUAUAACACUAGCAAUUUGAUCUGUCGCGGCAUUAUCAUCAAACCGAUUGUUUAAGUCUAAGAAUGACUUGUAUAUUACACUUACUCUUUUUAUAAGUUCCACAGCCUUGCCGUUAAAACCAGUUGACUACUUUCCCCACCUCUGCAACCACUUAACAAUUCCGCCAUUUCAAGUCCUUGCAUAAACGUUCAUGGCAAGUGUGUUCACCCCAGGAGAUAGGGCUAGGUAUCUUGAACGCAUGAUUAGCUAUGAGUUCAAUGACAAAACCCUUGUAAACCAUGCCCUGACUAGUGCUGGAUAUGCUCUACCUGUUGACGGAAACAAAGAUCUAGCCAUGGUCGGAGAUGCGGUUUUGAAGGUCGUUCUGGUGACAGAUGGAUACACUCGAGGACAAAUCAACGACGUUGUUAGUACAAAAGGAAGCAAAGUCUCCCUUGCCGAAGCAGGUUUUCGUAAUGGGCUAGAUGGCUUCAUUUAUGUAAAUCCCGCUCAAGGAGGCCAUGUAUCUGAUGGGGUGAUGGCGACCGCCGUCGAAGCGAUUUUCGGUGCCGUUUAUAUCGACAGCGGACGCGACAUAACCCCUGUGGAGCGAGCAAUAGCAGCUUUUCAGUUGGCUUGGUCCAGUGAGCCGUUUUCUUAA
Molecule: messenger RNA, 857 nt
Organism: Talaromyces proteolyticus
Lineage: Eukaryota; Fungi; Ascomycota; Eurotiomycetes; Eurotiales; Trichocomaceae
Product: putative RNAse III
Exons: 2
Coding region: 408-857 (149 amino acids)
Biological process (GO): RNA processing
Molecular function (GO): ribonuclease III activity
Source: RefSeq, a predicted model, not a curated record